Messenger RNA from Trypanosoma theileri, 453 nucleotides. RefSeq lists its product as uncharacterized. Bases 1 to 453 code for a protein of 150 amino acids. NCBI's taxonomy places the organism in Eukaryota, Euglenozoa, Kinetoplastea, Trypanosomatida, Trypanosomatidae. The record is from RefSeq and is a predicted model, not a curated record. The transcript has a single exon.
AUGGGAAAACGACGUUCGUCGAUCUCAGUCGAGACGACACCAGAUCUCGCCUUCAUAAAGAAGGGUCAUCUCAAUAUGCUCAUCUACACAAGUAAAGAGAUGGGUGCUGUGCGAGUGCCAGUAGAUUCACUUGAUUUCCUUGAGGAUACCCGGUUGGUGCGUAAUAAAUCAAUGGAUCAAAUUAAUUUUAGUAACGAUUGCGUCUUUAAGGUUACACUAGAAUUUAUAGAGUCAAUGCCUUGUAUGGAGGAAACGGCAGUACGAGAGUCAACAGAUUGGGUGCUUUGCUCUUGCAAAGGAUCUACCGCAUUUUACUCACCUGUUGAAAAGCGAUUAGUAUUGCAGCAGUGUUUCGUAUGCGUACAAAGUAACAUACCGGAACUAGAGGCUCCUUUCAUAUUAGUGUUAUACUUGGAGGAGAAUGAAUGGUUGGUGGAGCGUGCAUUGCGAUAA